AUUUAACUCUCUAGUUUGGUAAGUAGUAAUAAUUUAUUCGUGUUGAAGUAAAUUGAAAUAGAUUACAGCAAUAAGUGAACACACUGUUUGAUUAAUCAUGGCUUCCGUGAAUAAACAAAGUCAAAUGGAGCAGUUUAUUACAGCAUUCAUUGAAAUGGAUAAGGAUAGGAAUGAAAUGGUUGAUCGCCAAGAACUGAUCAGAUACUGUCAACAAAAUAGGAUGGAUAUGAAACAAGUUGAUACAUGGAUUUCAAGGUUUGAUACAGACAAAGAUGGUAAAGUUAGUUUGGAUGAAUUUUGCCGUGGACUUGGUUUAAAACAGGCAGAAAUACGUCGUCUCAAAGAGGAACAUAAACGAGCCAAAGAUGGUAGAGUACCUGACCUUCCUCAUGAUAUUGAUAUUAUUGCAUCAACUAUGUCGUUAAGCAAACAACAUGAAAUCUGUACUAAAUUUAAAGAAAUUAUGGGAAAUCCUCCUAAAACUGGUGAAGCUAUGAGAGAUGUGACUAGUAAAAUGAAAACUUAUUUGGAUUCAGAACAUGGUCGCGUCUGGCAAGUGGUUAUACUAACUGGUUCAUAUUGGAUGAAUUUUUCACAUGAACCAUUCAUGUCAAUACAAUUCAAGCAUAGCAAUAAUGUUGUUCUUCUGUGGAGAACACCUUGUUAAGAAGGAUAAAUCUUAGAAACAGAAAUGAAGACAUAUACAUUUAUAUUUCUUUAUACAUUCAUAUACGUAUCUAUUUAAAUACUGGAAGAGCGUAUGAAAAUUAAUUUGUAUAAGUGUGACGAUAAAUUUUAUAUGAGUUUUAAAAUGCUACUACCAUUUUUACUUUACUCAUUAUAAACUCUUAUUGUUCAAUUUCUGAAUACAUAUUUUGAUUUCUUCUUUGUGAUGAAGAUUUUAUUCACUGCUGUGUGACUUAUUUUUAUUUUCUUGACUUCUAAUAAACACUUAUUUUUAAAAAAUGAACAAAAAUGACAGUUUUGCGUAGAUGGAUGGUGGGGUUUUAAAUGAUAGGAAUGUUGAUAAAUUUCUGUACUGCACAUACUGGAGACUAAAUAAAAAAUUAUACAAAUCUGACUAGUUUAUUUACUACCUAAUAUUUGAUAGCAUUCAGAGAUGUUCUGAGCAGUUGCUUGGAUUCACGGUUUAAAGAUACUUCUUAUGCUCAUUCACUGAAUUCAAUAAUCGAUACAAAUGUAAAAAUAUGUGGGGAGUGAGUACUUAUUUCCAGAGAUCUAGAGAAAUAUUAUAAUAAUUCUAGUUCUAAUAUGACGAA
Trichobilharzia szidati is the source of this 1280-nucleotide messenger RNA. The record is from the annotation of a GenBank genome assembly. NCBI's taxonomy places the organism in Eukaryota, Metazoa, Platyhelminthes, Trematoda, Strigeidida, Schistosomatidae.